UUCCUGGUGCGCGCCGCAGCUGUGGAAGCCGGGCCGGCGCGCCACAGUGGCUGUGGCGUAGGAUGCCGGGCCCAGCGCGCUGCCCCGAGUGCGGCUCCGCCGGGCUCGUGGAAGACUCGCACUAUUCGCAGAGCCAGCUGGUGUGCUCCGACUGCGGCUGUGUGGUCACCGAGGGGGUCCUCACCACUACCUUCAGUGAGGAGAGCAACCUCCGAGAAAUAACAUAUUCUCGAAGCACUGGGGAAAAUGAACAAGUUAGUCGCAGCCAACAACGAGGUCUCCGCCGAGUGAGAGAUCUCUGUCGAAUUCUGCAGUUGCCUGCGACAUUCGAGGAGACUGCAAUCACCUACUACCAGCAGGCAUACCGGCACUCUGGCAUCCGUACAGCCAGGCUGCAGAAGAAGGAGGUGUUGGUUGGAUGCUGUGUUUUAAUCACCUGCCGGCAGCAUAACUGGCCCCUAACCAUGGGAACCAUCUGUGCCCUGUUGUAUGCAGACCUGGAUAUGUUUUCUGGCACCUACAUGCAGAUAGUGAAGCUCCUGGGGCUGGAUGUGCCAUCUCUGUGCAUGGCUGACUUGGUGAAGACUUACUGUAGCAGUUUCAGACUCUUCCAAGCCUCUCCAUCCAUGCCAGCCAAAUAUGUGGAAGAUAAAGAUAAGAUGCUGUCUCGAACCUUGCAGCUGGUGGAACUGGCCAGUGAGACGUGGCUGGUCACUGGGCGACAUCCACUGCCGGUCAUCACUGCAGCUGCUUUCCUGGCGUGGCAGUCCCUGCGGCCUUCGGAUCGGCUGACUUGUUCCCUGGCCCGAUUUUGUAAAAUGGCAAAAGUGGAUCUGCCUUACCCCGCUGCCUCCCGGCUGCAGGAGUUGGUGGCUGUUUUGCUGCGGAUGGCGGAGCAGCUAGCCUGGCUACAGGUUCUGAAACUUAACAAGCGAUCUGUGGUGAAGCACAUUGGUGACCUGCUCCAGCACCGUCACAUGUUGGUCCGCAUGGCCUUUCAUGAUGGAUUACCAGAAGGGGGGAUCCAGGAGAACGAGCAGCAGAGGCAGCAACAAGGACAGCGAGAGGGGGAGGUAGGGGGUAGCAUCUUAGAUCUUCAUCAGGGGAAGCGACCAGCUAGUCCUGCACUCCUCCUCCCACCCUGCAUGCUGAAACCCCCAAAGCGGCGCUGCCCCACGCCCCCUGCCUCCACUGUCACUGGAGAUGAGAUCAUUUCUGAUAGUGAGAUAGAGCAGUAUCUGCGCACCCCUCAGGAAGUGAGGGACUUUCAGAGAGCCCAAGCUGCUAGCCAGACUGCUCUGUGUGCCCCCAACCCUUAAUGCCU
Molecule: messenger RNA, 1324 nt
Organism: Octodon degus (degu)
Lineage: Eukaryota; Metazoa; Chordata; Mammalia; Rodentia; Octodontidae
Gene: Brf2
Product: BRF2, RNA polymerase III transcription initiation factor subunit
Exons: 4
Coding region: 63-1319 (418 amino acids)
Biological process (GO): transcription preinitiation complex assembly; transcription initiation at RNA polymerase II promoter
Cellular component (GO): nucleus; transcription preinitiation complex
Molecular function (GO): RNA polymerase II general transcription initiation factor activity; TBP-class protein binding
Source: RefSeq, a predicted model, not a curated record